AUGGAAGUAAACGCCACAUCUCACAGCUUCAUCACUUCCCAGCAGUUUCACGUCUACGACAUUGUAGUGAUUGUGGCUUAUUUCGUGCUCAAUGUGGCUGUAGGAAUCUGGUCCUCAUGUCGCGUAAGCAGGAACACGCUGAGUGGAUAUUUCCUGGCUGGGAGGAACAUGGCUUGGUGGCCGAUCGGUGCCUCACUCUUUGCCAGCAGUGAAGGCUCAGGGCUGUUUAUUGGAUUGGCUGGCACAGGAGCUGCUGGGGGCAUCGCAGUAGCUGGUUUUGAAUGGAAUGCUACUUAUGUUCUCUUGGCUUUAGCCUGGAUCUUUGUACCAGUUUACAUUUCUUCAGGGAUUGUUACCAUGCCAGAGUAUCUACAGAGAAGAUUUGGAGGGGAAAGGAUCCAGAUGUACCUAUCUGCUCUCUCACUGCUGCUUUCUGUCUUCACCAAGAUUUCUACUGAUCUGUAUUCGGGGGCCCUGUUUGUGCAAGUGUGUUUGGGAUGGAACCUUUACCUGUCUACCGUUCUUAUGCUGGUCGUGACUGCCCUUUAUACCAUUGCAGGUGGACUGGCUGCUGUGAUUUACACUGAUGCGUUACAGACAGUUGUUAUGAUUGUGGGAGCAAUAAUCUUGACAGUUACAGCAUUUAACGAGAUUGGGGGCUACCAAAAUCUGGAAGCAGCUUACGCCAAAGCUAUACCAUCAAGAAUUGUUGCCAACACCACCUGCCAUUACCCCCGCCCUGAUGCCAUGCACUUAUUUAGGGAUCCAGUCUCUGGUGAUCUCCCCUGGACUGGAAUGACUUUCGGCCUAACUAUUCUUGCUGCAUGGUACUGGUGCACCGAUCAGGUCAUUGUACAGAGGACACUUUCCGCUAAGAAUCUCAGUCAUGCCAAGGCCGGCUCUAUCCUUGCCAGCUACCUAAAAAUGCUUCCAAUGAUCUUUAUCAUCAUGCCUGGGAUGAUUAGCAGAGUUCUCUAUCCAGAUGUGGUUGGGUGUGUAGUUCCGGAGGUUUGUGUUGAAGUUUGCGGAGCUGAAGUUGGAUGCUCCAAUAUUGCUUACCCCAAGCUGGUCAUCGAACUCAUGCCAAGUGGUCUACGUGGGCUGAUGAUUGCAGUCAUGAUGGCAGCGCUUAUGUCUUCGUUGACCUCCAUAUUUAACAGCAGUAGCACCCUCUUUACUAUGGAUAUCUGGAGGAAAAUUCGAAAUAAUGCAGACGAGAAAGAGCUACUGUUGGUGGGAAGGAUCGUGACCGUGGUUUUAGUGGCAAUCAGUGUGGUCUGGAUUCCCAUCCUGCAGAGUGCCAACAGCGGCCAGCUCUUUGUCUACAUACAGUCAGUCACCAGUUAUCUGGCACCGCCAGUCACUGCAGUCUUUGCCUUGGCAAUUUUCUGGAAACGAGCCAAUGAACAGGGAGCAUUCUGGGGUCUGAUGGUUGGGCUUGCUGUUGGCAUGGCUAGGAUGAUCAUGGAGUUUGUGUAUCCUUUCCCACGAUGCGGAAUUCCUGAUGAAAGACCAUCAAUACUAAAGGAUGUCCACUACCUACACUUUGCAAUCAUUUUAUGCAUUCUCACCAUCGGAGUCGUUGUGAUGAUUAGUCUACUGACAGACCCUCCUCCACAGUCACAGGUAAAAAAUCUCACAUGGUGGACCAUUCCCAAAGGAAGAACUCCUGACAUCAAACUACGGAAAAUUUCAACUAGAAGCCAUUCAACCCAAGCAGAAAACAAUGAUCCAGCCCAAAAUGGCACUCGCAGCCGAUCCUGGAGUAAUGCGUUCUGCAGUCAAACUGAAGCAGCAGUGAAUCCUCCCAAGCCUCGGAAUCCGAGGAGCAUACGUGAGGAUCCCUUUUGGGCACGAGUGUGCUGCGUCAAUGCAAUUAUUUUAAUUUGUGUCAACAUUUUCUGCUAUGCUUACUUUGCCUAAAGACUA
Molecule: messenger RNA, 1929 nt
Organism: Bombina bombina (fire-bellied toad)
Lineage: Eukaryota; Metazoa; Chordata; Amphibia; Anura; Bombinatoridae
Gene: SLC5A10
Product: solute carrier family 5 member 10
Exons: 15
Coding region: 1-1923 (640 amino acids)
Biological process (GO): transmembrane transport
Cellular component (GO): plasma membrane
Molecular function (GO): D-glucose:sodium symporter activity
Source: RefSeq, a predicted model, not a curated record